This is a messenger RNA of Oryzias melastigma (Indian medaka), 2225 nucleotides long. It is a transcript of the gene rnf214, whose product is annotated as ring finger protein 214. NCBI's taxonomy places the organism in Eukaryota, Metazoa, Chordata, Actinopteri, Beloniformes, Adrianichthyidae. Gene Ontology annotation, molecular function: ubiquitin-protein transferase activity. The record is from RefSeq and is a predicted model, not a curated record.
UCACUAGUAAAUGAUUGCUGUCAGCUGAUAAAGGAGAACUUCUAGAAAACAUCUGAACAAGAUCUGAGUGAGUUUACUCUCAAUAUUGAACGUUUAGACUGAUCUUGUAGUCUAUUAAAGUCGAUGACAGCUUUAGACUUCACAGUAUUUCCAUGUUUUCUUUAAAGCGGGUUCCACCCAGACCUAGCCGCUCCGGGGCCGUGGAUAAAGUGUUCACCGAGUCCUUUCUACCGUCUGCGGGGCCAUCAGGAGUUUUUUUUUCUUUUUAAAUUGGACCAAAAUUAAUCAUUUUAUGGUCAUAUUACUGUCUGCUAAACCAUGUCUCCUUGUUUUUAUACCAUUCCAAUAUGGCGUCACUCUUUACGUAUCUUGGACAACAGUAAAAAGCCUGCGAGUCAUUUCUAGUGAUAUUAACCUCAUUGUUAAAUGCAUCUUUUUUACUUGAAUUUAUGAAUGAACAGCAAAGCUCAGAUAUGACCUCCAGCCGAUAGGUGGCGGUAGUGCGGCCGGUGUACAAGCAAACUGCAGCAAAACCUCAGAAAUGAAACAGGAAGUUCUGCGGCUCUUGUGUCGCUGAACUUUUGAUGUUCGGCGGUAGAAAACAGAAAACUUGAAGGCAGAACAGUCCUGCGGCAUCUCCAGAAGAUCUCUGUCGAUCACAGACGGAUCGUUUGUGGUCACAGCUUGUGUUGAGUUCCAUCAGGGCGCGAGGAGAUCCGGUUCUGGAGUUCUGUGAGGAUGGAGGCGAACGAGGCCACAGAAGGAGAGAUUCAGGUCCAACUUCGGACUCUUGAAUCGAAAGCAGAGCAGGACCUUAGUUUGGACUCUAAUCGGGACCUGAAUCUGGAUGUGGAUCUGGACCGGGAGUUAUCCAGACUGACGAUUGGAGAGCUGAAGCAGAAGGCCGUGCAGACGGAGCUCCUGGUGUCGGAGUUUGGCGUCGGCACGGAUCCGGACUGGGAGAGCCAGGUGGGGGCCGUGUUUGAGCGCAGCUCUCAGCUGGCUGAUCAGUACGACCAGCUGAUGAAGAAGCAGGCCGAGGAAGAGGAGGCAGAGGAACAGCACAGACAGCAUCUGCAGAGGAAGAUGGAGGAGGCCACCCAGCAGCACCAGGCUCUUCUGGAAAAACUGGACUCUCUGAGGGUGAAGCUGCAGCUGAACAACCCCAAGGCCACCAGGAAGAGCUUCUUAUCCAAGAAACAGGAAAUGAUGUCGGAGAAGACCAGAGCCGAGGAGGAGAGGAACAGGUCAGCAAAGGAACUGCAGGAGAGUGACAGGAAGCUGACGGCGCUCGCAGAUGAGCAGACGGAGGAGCAGAGGAGGUGGCAGGAGGAGUUGGAGGAGCUGAGGAAGGAGAUGGACCGCGUGAGGAAGGAGGCGGAGGAGGCCCAGCUGCAGGCGCUAAAGGAGGAGAUGUCCGCCGUGGAGAAGCAGAGAGACGUGGCGCUGACCCGCAUCGAGGAGUGGCUGGAGGAGGUCAAGCAGUACCUGAACAUCCUGCGGGCGGAGUUCCCUGAGAAGUUCCCUCAGGAGCUGGUCCGGUGGGAGAAGAAGGAAGUUCUGGUCCAGAAGAACAAGGCGGACCUGCAGAGCCGGUUCCAGGAGCUUCUGCAGCAGCUGCAGCAGGGGCGGGAGCUGGAGUCCCUCCCCAGGAUCGACAUGCCCAGCCUGCCUCAGGUCCCUAUGGCUGAACUCCGCUUCCACCAGAUCGUCCAGAAACUGCAGGUCCAGCGGGUAAGCUGGACAAGCUCCUGGAGAAGCUGGGGGGGCGGUUCCCGCAGUGCAGCCGGGCGCAGCUGACGUCUCUGCUGCAGCAGGUGAAGAGCGUGCGCGGGACGCUGGCUGGGAUGUCCCACGACGAGCUCAUGGAGCAGGUCGCCCAGCGGCUGGCCCACAGCGAGAGGAUGGCCCCGGGGCCCAUCCAGAGGCCGACCCCCGCCCUGCAGAGGGCCGUCGCAGCCCCCCGCAAACUCUGCCUCAUGUGUCAGAACCACGUAGACCCGGAGACCCGACACCCCCUGAGCUGCUCCCACACCAUCCACCGGGACUGCAUCCAGAUGUGGCUGCAGUCCAGCAAGAACAACUCCUGCCCCUUCUGCCCCGCCAAGUGACCCGCCCCCUCCAGACCCAGGGGGGUUGAGCCCCCUCCUGCUCCGCUUGAAGGAGGAAAACGGGUUUUGUUCAUGCACGUCUUAAUAUUUUUGAAAUAAAACUCAAACUGCUGA